Fraxinus pennsylvanica is the source of this 765-nucleotide messenger RNA. The record is from the annotation of a GenBank genome assembly. NCBI's taxonomy places the organism in Eukaryota, Viridiplantae, Streptophyta, Magnoliopsida, Lamiales, Oleaceae.
AUGGCAACCCUUGAUGAGACACAAAUUGAUCAGUCAAAUGUUGUUUCUGCCACCCAGACUACAAAUCAGUUGGCAAGUGAUGUUGUUGAUUUAGCAGGAACACAAUUGGGGACAACUACUGAUAGUGAUGAUACAUUUCCAUUAGCUGAUCUUCUCUCACAUGAACCUUUUGCAGGACCAUUUAAGUAUCUUAAGAAAGACAAAGCACCAAAGAUUAGUGCUGCAGAUUCUACAUUGGCCACUCUAAAGGGGAUUAAAGCACUAACGGAAAUAUGUGCUGAAGAUUUUCUCUGUCAAAACGAAAUAGCUGACUUUGGAGUCCUGUGUUUACUUAGACGCCUUUUGUUGGAAGAUGAUUAUGAGCAACUAGCUGCAAUUGAAGCAUAUGAUGCAUCAAAAGCCCUGGAAGCACAGGAUCCAGUGUCAUCUGCCCCUGGUGAGUCAGCUGGGGUUGACACUAUUGGUCCAUCCAAUUUACGAGUUCCUGCUAUUGCUCACAUUCGUAGACACGUAGCUAGGCUUCUAACAGUUCUUUCAGUUCUUCCAAAGGUCCAGAAAGUAAUUGUAGCAGAUGAAUAUUUGUGUAAAUGGCUUGAGAAAUGUGCUAAAGGGCAUAUUUACCUUACAAACAACAGAACAACACUUUCAAAUACCCAAUACUUAGGUUUCUCUUUCAAUCUUAUCGAACAACGUACUGUACAACUCCCCGACCAAAGAGGCCCGGGGAAAAAAUUGAUCAAAAAUUUUGAUACCAGAGAACAAUGA